CCUCCAGGGGAGGAGAGACCUGUAGCACCCCGUCCUGAUGCUCCAGGAUCCAGGCCAGGAUUGCUGGAUUCUCUGAAUCCCAGACCCUGAUUGCUGGGCUAUGUCUCCCACACCCCUCAACUCCACUCUUGGGAUGCCUCUUUGGUGAAGGCUCUGGAUCAGUCUGGGUCUUCCAGCCCUGACAUGGCCCUGAACACCUGCUGCUGCUCCCCUGCGGCCGUGAAGAAGAGGCUGCCCAUCCUGGCAUGGCUGCCCAACUACCCCGUGCAGUGGCUGAAGAUGGACUUCAUCGCUGGACUCUCAGUUGGGCUCACGGUCAUUCCCCAGGCGCUGGCCUAUGCCGAAGUGGCUGGACUCCCACCCCAGUACGGACUCUACUCUGCCUUCAUGGGAUGCUUUGUGUAUUUCUUCCUGGGCACCUCCCGGGAUGUGACUCUGGGCCCCACGGCCAUCAUGUCCCUCCUGGUCUCUUUCUACACCUUCCACGAGCCUGCCUAUGCUGUGCUGCUGGCCUUUCUGUCCGGCUGUAUCCAGUUGGUCAUGGGGGUCCUGCAUUUGGGGUUCCUGCUGGACUUCAUCUCCUGCCCCGUCAUUAAAGGCUUCACCUCUGCUGCUACUGUCACCAUCGGCUUUGGACAGAUCAAGAACCUCCUGGGACUGCAGAACAUCCCCAGGCAGUUUUUCCUGCAGGUGUAUCACACCUUCCUCAAUAUCGGAGAAACCAGGGUGGGUGAUGCCGUCCUGGGCCUGGUCUGCAUGGUAUUGCUCAUGGUACUGAAGCUGAUGCAGGACCAUGUGCCUCCUGUCCACCCUGAGAUGCCUCCCGGUGUGCGACUCAGCCACGGGCUAGUCUGGGUUGCCACAACAGCUCGCAAUGCCCUGGUGGUCUCCUUUGCAGCCCUGGUUGCAUAUUCCUUUGAGGUGACUGGAUACCAGCCUUUCAUUCUAACUGGGGAGACAGCCGCGGGGCUUCCUCCAUUCCGGGCCCCUCCCUUCUCAGUGACCACUGACAACAGGACGAUCUCCUUUCCAGAGAUGAUACAGGACAUGGGAGCCGGGCUGGCUGUGGUGCCUUUGAUGGGCCUCCUGGAGAGCAUCGCAGUGGCCAAAGCCUUUGCUUCUCAGAAUAAUUACCGCAUCGACGCCAACCAGGAGCUGCUGGCCAUUGGCCUCACCAACGUGCUGGGGUCCCUCGUCUCUGCCUACCCAGUCACAGGCAGCUUUGGACGGACAGCUGUGAAUGCCCAGUCAGGGGUGUGCACCCCAGCAGCGGGGCUGGUGACAGGAGUGCUGGUGCUGCUGUCGCUGGACUACCUGACCUCUCUCUUCUACUUCAUCCCCAAGUCAGCCCUGGCCGCAGUCAUCAUCAUGGCCGUGGCUCCGCUGUUUGACACCAAGAUCUUCGGGACGCUGUGGCGCAUUAAGAGGCUGGACCUGCUGCCCUUAAGCGUGACCUUCCUGCUGUGCUUCUGGGAGGUGCAGUACGGCAUCCUGGCUGGGGCCCUGGUGUCCAUGUUCAUGCUUCUGCACUCCGUGGCCAGACCCAAGACCCAGGUAUCCGAGGGGCCGGUUCUUGUCCUGCAGCCAGCCAGCGGUCUGUACUUCCCUGCAGUGGAAGCCCUGCGGGAGGUCAUCCUGAGUCAGGCCCUGGAAGUGUCCCCCCCACGCUGCUCGAUCCUGGAGUGCUCCCAUAUCUGCAGCAUCGACUACACCGUGGUGUUGGGGCUCAGUGAACUCCUCCAGGACUUCCACAAGCAGGGUGUCACCCUGGCCUUUGUGGGCCUGCAGGUCCCUGUUCUCCGUGUCCUGCUGUCUGCUGACCUGAAGGAGUUCCAGUACUUCGCUACUGUGAAAGAAGCAGAGAAAUACCUGAGACAGGAACCAGGGACUCAGCCUUACAACAUCAGUGAAGACUCUGUUCCAGAACACAAGAUUGCCCUGUUAAAGGCUUAAUGGGGCCACCAUGGGCAUCUGAAGUGUGUCCCAGAAGGUUCUUGUCACUGUGAUUUGAUGCUGGAUGCCACCGGAUAGACACGCUGGCCCGGCAGGGCUGAGAAAAGCCUGAGUGGGUGACCCAGGAGAGGAGAAAGAAGUUGUACCUGGAGAUCCACGUGCCAGCUCCGUUUGAAACAAUUGAAAAAUUACCUCCCUGCUGUUCCCUUUCGAGAAGAGUAGUUUGGAGAGAGAUUUCCAGAAUGACAGACUGCAAGAGAAAGCGGGGAGCAGGGGUUUCCAGAUUGGACUGGGAGAGGAGUCCUCAAGCCCAGAGCACCUUCCUGGGUUAAGUUCCACCUUCGCUCUGGGAGCUGGCAGGGGAGGGGCGGGAGAGGACAGGCAUCUUGGAGGCAAAUCUGCUCUUGAAGAGAAAACCAACAUGUGCCAAAUGACAUAAAGUCUCUAUUUAAAAAUGAUUUUGUGUUUUUUAAGUGAAAAAAGUAAUAGCUUUAAUGAUUUUAUUAAAAUCAUAAUUGCUUAUUAUAAAAAAUACAGGACACUAUCUCCCCCCAGUCCACUUUGGUGAUCACUCCAGACCCCUCCUCUCGAACACGCGAGGUUGUCAUACAUGUGGUUGUCAACAUAUGUGCAUAUCUGUUUACGAUUUUACAUAAAUGGGAUCAUUUCAUUCAUGGUGCUCUGUAAGCCACAUUUUUCAUGCAGUCCUUUGCUGUGAACUAUUUAUUGUGAUAAUAAAUAGCAUACGUGAUUUUUAAUGGA
Messenger RNA from Carlito syrichta (Philippine tarsier), 2715 nucleotides. It is a transcript of the gene SLC26A11, whose product is annotated as solute carrier family 26 member 11. The coding region runs from base 184 to 1953 and encodes 589 amino acids. NCBI's taxonomy places the organism in Eukaryota, Metazoa, Chordata, Mammalia, Primates, Tarsiidae. The record is from RefSeq and is a predicted model, not a curated record. Gene Ontology annotation, biological process: transmembrane transport. Gene Ontology annotation, molecular function: secondary active sulfate transmembrane transporter activity. Gene Ontology annotation, cellular component: membrane. The transcript has 16 exons.